Platichthys flesus (European flounder) is the source of this 2847-nucleotide messenger RNA. Its product is annotated as dual specificity calcium/calmodulin-dependent 3',5'-cyclic nucleotide phosphodiesterase 1A-like. Gene Ontology annotation, biological process: signal transduction. The record is from RefSeq and is a predicted model, not a curated record. Bases 1 to 2151 code for a protein of 716 amino acids. Gene Ontology annotation, molecular function: 3',5'-cyclic-nucleotide phosphodiesterase activity. The transcript has 17 exons. Lineage: Eukaryota; Metazoa; Chordata; Actinopteri; Pleuronectiformes; Pleuronectidae.
AUGACAGAACCAACAUCUAAGAAUCAGGGAUUUAAAAAGUGUCGGAGUGCCACUAUCAGCAUUGACGGCUUCAGCUUUACUAUCGUUGCCAAUGAGGUGGGAAAAGACACCCACAGUCCACUGGCCCGCUUUGCACGCUCAUGGUCCCAGAAUGCAUUAUGUACCACUAUCGCAGCCGGCAUUGACAUCACUGACCACAAAGGAAUUCUGAUCAGCCCAAGCAGUGCUGAGGAGGUCCUGGCUGGUGAGCUGCCAUAUCCUGAUGCACCUGACGCUAUGGAGAAGACUGCUCUCAGGUUGAGAUGUCUUGUUAAGCAACUGGAGAGGGGGGAGGCAUCUGUGGUGAACCUGAAGAAAAACCUGGAGUAUGCUGCAUCUGUCCUCGAACAUGUAUUCAAUGAUGAAACCAGCAGGCGGCUGCUGGAUCCAGAGGAUGAGCUCAGUGACAUCAGGUCAGACUUUGUUCCAUCAGAAGUUCGUGACUGGCUGGCUUCAACUUUUACCCGGCAAAGGGGCAUCAUGCUACGCCGAAAUGAAGACAAGCCACGCUUCCGCAGCAUUGUCCAUGUAGUGCAGGCUGGCAUCUUUGUCGAGAGGAUGUACAGAAGAAACUCCAACAUGACUGGUUUCUGUUAUCCCCCAAAUGUCAUCACUGUGCUCAAGCACAUAGACAUGUGGACCUUUGAUGUGUUUAAGCUGAAUGAUGCCAGUGGAGAUCAUGCUCUGAAAUUUGUCCUCUAUGAACUACUCACCAGAUACGACUUGAUCAAUCGUUUUAAGGUCCCUGUUUCGGCCCUCAUAUCAUUUGUGGACUCUUUGGAGGGGGGCUACAGAAAGCACAAGAACCCCUACCACAACCUGAUGCAUGCUGCUGAUGUCACACAGACUAUCCAUUUCCUGAUCCUCAAGACUGGUAUGGUGCAUUGGCUAACUGAGUUGGAGAUCUUUGCCAUAAUCUUUGCCGCUGCCAUCCAUGACUAUGAGCACACAGGGACCACUAAUAAUUUCCAUAUUCAGACAAGGUCAGACACAGCCAUGUUGUACAAUGACCGAGCUGUUCUAGAGAACCAUCAUGUCAGUGCAGCCUAUCGUCUCCUACAGGAUGAUGAUGAAAAGAACAUCCUCUCUAAUCUUAACAAAGAUGACUGGAGGGAACUGCGGAGUUUGGUAGUGGAGAUGGUGAUGGCCACUGACAUGUCUUGCCACUUCCAGCAGAUCAAAACCAUGAAAACCCUCCUACAGCAGCCUGAAGCGAUUGACAAACCGAAGGCCUUAUCUUUGCUGCUGCACACCGCUGACAUCAGCCACCCAGCAAAAUGCUGGGAACUCCAUCACCACUGGACCACAUCCCUUCUGGAGGAGUUCUUCAGACAGGGUGACAAAGAAGCAGAGUUGGGUCUACCUUUCUCUCCACUAUGUGACCGCAGUUCCACCAUGGUGGCACAGUCCCAGAUUGGAUUCAUUGACUUCAUUGUGGAACCAACUUUCACUGUGCUGACGGAAAUGAUUGAGAAGAUUGUGACACCAGCCAUUGAGGAGGCAUCUUGCUCUGGAUUGGCCAGUUUCAGGAGCUCAAGCAAUAUUUGUGGCUGUGAUGGAAAACAUACCAGUAUGAGUACAGGCUCAGAGGCCUGCUGCUCUCUAACAACUGAGGACUUCAAGAGCUACAAGGUCAGAUGGAACCAAGAGAUUCAUCACAACAGGGAGUUAUGGAAGGCCCAGGCAGCCAAAGACCUGGAAGGAAAGGAGGGAGAAGAGGUUGGUCAGGACAAAAAGCAGACAACAGAUGUGAUAAGGUCAAGGAGAACUGUUGACGGAGCCAAGGCAGGAGAGGAUGUGGUGAAAAAAGAAGUGGGUCAACAGGAAGCUGUGGAGAACAGGAUGAAGCAGGAGGAGCAAAAGCCUAAAAUGGAGGAUGGAAACAAUGAUGUCAUGGACAAGGAGAAACCUGAUAGCUCUACAGAGAACCAGGAGCGACAAUGUCAGAAUGACCCUCAGCCUCUUUGCAAUGCGAUCCAAUACUGCAAAAGACCUGGCUAUUGCUCCAGCUCCUACCAGCUGGCAAGCUCAAAAGUUAAGGAAAUGCAUCCCUUUGAUGCCAGAGGAAAAGCCAGAAGACUGCAAAACAUCUCUCUGCGUUGCCGAAAGUGACCUUGUACAAUGACAAACCUGUAACCCUAAAAACUUCCUUUAUAUCUCUAAAAAUCUACUUGAGGUCAUCAUUGCUACAUUGUUACUGCUCUCUCCAUCUCUUUUUGCUAUGUGUGGUCCCAUCGCUUCUUUUAAGUCUCUUCACCUUUUUUGAUGAGGGGGUCUUAAUCAAAUUCAUAGGCCCUAUUUAUUAGAUAAUGACAAUAUGGUAUCUUGGAGAUGAUACAUCCGUGUGCUAUAUUGAAGUACAAAAUGUAUUUGAAUUGGCAAGAUUGAAACAUGGCAAGAAUGUUCAUAUAUAAUUAUUAAUAUAUAACCAUUAAGAUCUAUCUAUGUUUUUUUUUAAGAAUGCAUUUUUUUAUUGUAUUUGUGUUGGACUAAUAGUAGUAACUUUCUCUUGAGUAUAAGUCUGCUUUACAAUGUAUAUAAGUAAUCUGAUCGGCAAGUGAGUUCAUGCAACUAUGCCCUGAUACAAUGACGUGUCUUGAUUGUGCUCUACAUUUAGGGACUAUGUAGAGCUGAUUGUGAGUUGACUAUAUGCAAUUAGGAGUUUUAAGUUCGUUUUUAUUUCUGAAUAAAACUGGGAGGCCAGGUACUAUGUUCUGAGUGAGCUGCAGUUUCCCUCUAUCCUUUUUUGUAAAACUUCCCCAUAUAACUGAAAAAUAGAACAGAAAUACAAAUUUAAAUCUGUAUGAC